Messenger RNA from Heterotrigona itama, 2922 nucleotides. The record is from the annotation of a GenBank genome assembly. Lineage: Eukaryota; Metazoa; Arthropoda; Insecta; Hymenoptera; Apidae.
AUGCCAGAACGUCAUAUGCGACCUCGUAGUAUAAUCUGAUGAAAUAGUCAAAUAAUUAUUAUUUUAAAAUAAUUUCAUAUUUUCUGAUCAAAAGGGAGCUUAGGUGAUGAGGUUAAAUCUUUAAAAUUGCGCAUACUGCGCAUGAUUUCGUAAUCAUCGAUCCGAAAUCUAAGAUUGAAAUUGUCAAAAUGUUUAGGACUCUUGCAUCUUUAAAUACAAUGUGUUUGCGCUUGUGUAAAUGUGUGAAUAAAAUUUACAGCGAAAACUACCAAAGACGGCGAACCAGAACCGUGUAAACCGAUACAGAAAGUUGAGUGGAAGCUCUCGAGAUCGGGGUAAGAUGUUUUCACGGGGUUUAAAAUUUACUAAUUUUAAGGUGGAUUCAUCAAGCGAGUUUCAAACUACAUUAUGUCGUUCUGAUUAAUUUAGGGAGGUGUACGUUAUAUUUUCCGGUGGUUUAGCAUACGACACAACUGGACGAACUCCAAGUAUAACGGUGAUACAUGGGAAAACCACCACUGUACUAGAAAUGGAGCACAAUGUGAUAGACUUUAUAACACUAUGCGAAAAUCCAUGGACCAGCGAUUACCAGGAUCCGUACGCUGUCGUGGUUCUGCUACAAAACGACUUGGUUGUGAUAGAUUUGUCAACACCUGGAUUCCCGUGUUUCGAAAACCCGUAUCCAAUGGACAUACACGAGUCGCCUGUGACGUGCUGCGCAUAUUUUGCAGACUGUCCUUCGGACUUAGUGCCAGCUUUCUAUUCAGUCGGAUCGAAAUCUCAAAAAAAGACAGGAUUCAGUGAAAAGGAUUGGCCGAUAUCUGGCGGGGAAUGGAGCUCAAGUUCAAGCGGUUACAAUGAGAUUAUUUUAACUGGACACGCCGAUGGCAGCAUAAAGUUCUGGGAUGCAUCGGCAGGCACGCUGCAAGUGCUUUAUAAAUUGAAGACGGCGAAACUUUUUGAGAAAGGUAGAACGCGUAGCAUAGACUCGGAAGAAGAUCCUCUAGCGAUACAGCUGAUCUUCCUUUGUCCCGAAAGUCGGAAAUUAGCGAUCGCGGGAAGUGGCAGGCACGUUGUUUUAUUCAAGUUCAAAAAAGUUGAGAGCAUGUCCGAAGUGGUGACUUUGGAGAUAUCGCUCACAGCUGACCCAGCCAAGGAACUGGAAAGUUCAUCCGACCAUGAUUCCCCAGCUGGUAACACUUCGGGAAGUAGCGAGUCGAAAAACAAUGAAUCGAAUCAAUCACUUAAAGUUAAGACUGGUUUGCAGAAGAGGGCCGCAGGCUUUCAGGCAACCUUGGUUUGCUUAACGAUUACCAAUAGCGGAGAACAAACUGAAAAUAUAACAGCUCUCAGUUUGAAUUCUUCCUAUGGUUUAAUGGCUUAUGGGAACGAGUCUGGUAUAGUGAUAAUAGACAUUGUUCAGAAGAUUUCCUUGAUUGUAUUGAAUACCGGGGAUAUCGGCGGUAAUACGGAUCCGUGUCAACGAGUGCUACGCAGUCCAAAACGCCAGGACGAAUUGAAACGAGAGAACGAGGACAAAGCGAGAAGUCCUAGCACAGACCAGGUAAAAUGUAUUUCUUUCUUAGUUAAAGUUGUCUCAAAUAUUUCAACCGUUACCCUCUUCAUUUCCCUUGACCUUGUCCGACGAAACAUCUUGAGAGAUUUGAUAUUUAAAUAUAUAUGCAUUUCGCUUUUUUUUUUUUUCUAGACACUAAAAUUAAUAAUCUCCAUUAUUGCAUGAUUGUAAAGAGAAUUACAUAAUUUGAAUGUCCAAGUUUAUUACUAAAUCUGUAAUUAUAAAUUUUUUUAUUUCUUUUGUAAAUACUAAAAGAUCCCAAGGUUCUCAACAACAUCGUGACACUUCGAUACGAUCAUUAAGAGUAGAAUUGAUUAAAUAGUCGUAGAUCAGUCGUUAACACAGUGUUUUUCGAGAAUAGCUCUCUAGUUAACAUUACCUUGAAAAAGAAAAGGAAAGAAAAAUAUCAAAGGUGAAACUUUUCCAGAAGAUUGAUUACUAUAGUAAAUAACUUACUGCUAAAAAUUUAUUGGAAGAGCUAAUAUGUUUUAACAAUUAACCAAAAUUAUCAUUUUAUUUCACGUUUUAUUUGCAUCGUUUUACAUAAUGAAAAUAGUGAAUGAAGCAGAUUUUCCAAUAAAAAUGAUAACUAACAAACCGAACACCUAACGAUAAAUUGAAGAACUGUUCAGUCGAAUAAAAAUAACGUAGACGAUACAGAAAUAAUUGCUUAAAAUAAAUAAAUAAUUAUAACAUUCGAUGAUAUUUAAAACGUAACCAUAAAAUGCAUGCAAUUUCUAUAAAAACUGAAAUCGAAACGAUUAAGAAAGUGAAACUUUUGUCGUUCGUUUUAUUUUCUUCUGCUCAUAAUUAUUGUCAUGCGUUAUUUUAAUUCAUAAGAUGCUUCUAACUAAUCCAUCGUUUAGAUAGAGACUCUAAUAGUUAAGUAAGUAUAUAACCACUAUAUUAUUUUUACAAAUUCCAAGCAGAAAGUUUAGUAACGUGUAGGCAAUUUUUUAAAUUCUGUUUUUCUUUUAUGAAGAAAAUAUAUUGUAAUGCAAAGUUUUUCCUACUCCUGUUUGUGAUUUUUGCAUGAGCAUUGAACAUUGUUUGUAAUCUUGAAUACCUUCAAAGGCAGAAGAUUGCGCAAUUCAAGUUCUGUUUGAAGCUCUGAAACUUUUUAUUAAAAAAAAAAAAAAAAAAAAAAAAAAAAGGUUUUGAAAGUAGAAGGAACUUUAUUUUCACCAUAUAGAGUAAUAAGUCAGAACAGGUGUUGGAAAUUGUGAAAAGUUAAUUAGUUAUUUUCAAGAUACAGAUUAUACUGCGUAACUGGGACAAGUUAUAGCUCUGAGACAAUAGAAGAUAGAAAGAAACUUUUAUUGAGCAAAAAAUUAAAUUCUGCCUGA